Messenger RNA from Bufo gargarizans (Asiatic toad), 987 nucleotides. Its product is annotated as olfactory receptor 5M11-like. Lineage: Eukaryota; Metazoa; Chordata; Amphibia; Anura; Bufonidae. The coding region runs from base 1 to 987 and encodes 328 amino acids. Gene Ontology annotation, cellular component: membrane. Gene Ontology annotation, biological process: G protein-coupled receptor signaling pathway. The record is from RefSeq and is a predicted model, not a curated record. Gene Ontology annotation, molecular function: olfactory receptor activity; G protein-coupled receptor activity. The transcript has 2 exons.
AUGGCUGCGGCCAGCUCGUCGCAAGAAAAUGGAGGAGGCCAAAAUAUGGAAGAAAGAAAUCAGACAUGGGUAGACUUUUUUGUCUUGAAAGGUAUUAGUGACUUACCUCAGAUGCAGACUUCCAUCUUCUUCUUGGUUUUGAUUACUUAUCUAACAAUUCUUAGUGGAAAUGUAGCUAUUUUAUUGUUAAUCUGCCAUGACCGCCAGUUGCACACUCCAAUGUAUUAUUUCUUGUCUCACCUUUCUAUCCUAGACAUCUGUUACAGCACAGUCACCAUGCAUAAGACAUUGGCUAUAUAUGUAUUUGGGGAUAAAAGUGUUUCGUUCCACUCCUGUAUUGCACAGAUGUAUUUUUAUGUAGCUCUUCUCUGCUGUGAGUUUUUUAUGUUGACCGCUAUGAGUUAUGAUCGAUAUGUGGCAGUUUGUAACCCUCUACAUUAUGUCAUGAUCAUGAACAGCAAAGUCUGCUCUGUGUUGUCCACAGUUUCAUUGGUCCUUGGUUUUUGUGGGGGUGUUCCAGUGACAUUAGUUACCUAUGACAUCCGCUGCUUUAUAUCUAAUGAAAUCAAUCACUUCUUCUGUGAUCUUUUGGUCAUCAUGAAGCUGCUUUGCUACAAGGCCUUCAACAUGGAACACGUAAUUUACAUAGAGUCGAUUUUCGUUGGUGUCUUGCCCUUCUCACUCACCCUUACUUCUUACGUCUUCAUCAUCAGGACCAUUCUCCAAAUCCACUCCAGCUCCGGCAGAUAUAAAACCUUCUAUACAUGUUCUUCUCAUAUAACUGUGGUUUCCCUCCUUUAUGUAACAUUAUUCUGUCUUUACCUGAAACCUACCUCAUCGGUCACUUUAGAGUCUGAAAAGGUGCUUAUGUUGUUUUAUACCGCAUUAACACCCAUGUUAAAUCCUGUAAUCUACAGCCUGAAAAACAAAGAUAUAAAAAUGGCCUUCAGACGUGUGAUGAUGAUGAACAAUAAGAUAUUACUUUGA